This is a messenger RNA of Vicugna pacos (alpaca), 590 nucleotides long. RefSeq names its product prolactin-inducible protein homolog. Gene Ontology annotation, molecular function: aspartic-type endopeptidase activity. The record is from RefSeq and is a predicted model, not a curated record. NCBI's taxonomy places the organism in Eukaryota, Metazoa, Chordata, Mammalia, Artiodactyla, Camelidae. Gene Ontology annotation, biological process: proteolysis; regulation of immune system process. Gene Ontology annotation, cellular component: extracellular region.
UCCCUAGGACACCGUCACAUUCUGCUUCCUCCAGCAUGCGCUGUCUCCAUCUCCUGCUCAGGGUCAGCCCUGCUGCCCUGCUCCUGAUUCUCUGCCUGCAGCUGGGGACCAAUGAAGCUCAGGAAGACACUCGAAAGGCGAUAAUAAUGGGUGUGGAGCUGCCCCAAAAGGCAACGGCAAAUGAAGAGGUCACUGUGAUUCUUAGAGCUGCCACACAAUUCAGAGAAUGUAUGGUGAUUAAAUCUUACCUCAAAAGCAACGUUUCGAUUGAAGGUGCUUUUAACUAUCAAUACACCAGCUGCCUCUGUGAAGAUUAUCCAAGAACCUUCUACUGGGACUUUCAAGCCAACAGCACCGCAAAAAUAACAACAGUGAUCGAUGUUGUUCGAGUACUGAAUAUCUGCCCCGAGGAUAAGGCGGUGAUACCCAUUGAAGCAAACCGCUUUUCUGUCACUAAGACCUUGACCAUUGGCUGAUUUUAGUGGAAGUCUUUGUCUCUCGGCAUCCACCCCUGCCCCAGGUGGUUUCCUCCAAGGAAAGUUGGCUGGGGUAUCUGCUAUGGUCUGUAAAAUAAAGUUCUCAUCAGCUUC